AUGCACAGUCGUCGUCGCGAGCAACACACUCCGCAGGAAUGUGCCUCUAUGGCCGAGUUUGUGUCCCGCCACAAUGGUAAAAAGAUAAUCGAGAAAGUACUGAUCGCGAAUAAUGGAAUCGCGGCUGUUAAAUGCAUUCGCUCAAUCAGAAGAUGGUGUUACGAGACGUUCCGCAACGAGAGGACAGUAAAGUUCGUUGUCAUGGUUUCCCCUGAAGACCUCGAAGCGAAUGCAGAGUUCAUUCGCCUUGCCGAUCAAUACGUUCCAGUUCCCGGCGGCUCGAAUCAUAACAAUUAUGCUAACUGCGACCUUAUUGCAGAAAUCGCCCGCGCUAAAAAUGUCCAAGCCGUUUGGGCUGGAUGGGGACACGCUUCUGAGAAUCCAAAGCUACCUGACUUACUUGCAAAAAGCGGAAUAGAAUUCUUAGGCCCUCCAAGUAAUGCGAUGAGAGCUUUGGGUGAUAAAAUCAGCUCUGCCAUCAUUGCACAGAGUGUUGGAUUGCCAACGCUAAAGUGGUCUGGAGAAGGAAUAACGUGCGAGAAUGGAAUAGUGACAGAGAAACACUACAAACAAGCAUGCGUGGAUACACUUGACAAAGCUGUCGAUGAGGCAGAUCGAAUCGGCUAUCCGCUAAUGAUCAAGGCUGCCAAUGGCGGCGGUGGAAAAGGAAUACGAAAGUGUGAGCGAAAAGAAGACUUUCCAACGCUCUAUCGCCAAGUAAAAGCAGAAGUAUCUGGAAGCUCGAUCUUCCUGAUGGAAUUCGCAGAUGAAGCACGCCAUCUCGAAGUUCAACUGCUUUGUGACCAGCUUGGAAAUGCGAUCUCAUUGUAUGGACGCGAUUGUUCAAUUCAAAGACGUCAUCAGAAGAUCAUUGAAGAGGCACCUCAGACAAUAGCGCCAAAGGAUCAGUGGAAACAUAUGGAAGAAGGUGCAGUGCGACUUGCGAAACUGGUGGGCUACCACUCGACAGGCACAGUUGAGUAUUUAUAUGACCCGAAGAAGGAGCGCUUUUGUUUUCUCGAGCUAAACCCGAGGCUUCAAGUUGAACAUCCAUGCACUGAAAUGAUUUCUGAUGUUAAUCUGCCGGCCACUCAACUUUGUGUCGGACUUGGAAUAAGUCUUGAUGAAAUGCCUUUGCUAAGCCCAAUUUACGAGACUAUCGAUGGAAAAUUGAACAUAACUUCUCAAGAAAAUCCAAGAGGCCAUGUGAUUGCGUGUCGAAUAACUGCUGAGAAUCCAGACGAAGGAUUUCGCCCUGGAAGUGGCACAGUCCAGGAGUUAAAUUUCCGAAGCUCAAAGAACGUCUGGGGUUACUUUUCUGUUGUUGCGUCUGGCUCGCUUCACGAAUACUGUGAUUCGCAAUUCGGGCAUAUUUUUGCAUGGGGCGAAACAAGAGCGCAAGCUACGUCGAAUCUGGGGAUGGUCUUGCGCGAAAUAUCAAUCAGAGGCGACUUCAGAACUACUGUCGAGUAUUUGUCUCAUCUGAUUGAAAGUGAGACCUUUCGUAACUCGUCAUUUUCGACUGGCUGGCUUGAUCACCUUAUUGCUACGCGUGAUCGACCGGAAGUCCACGAUGAACGAAUUUCAGCAAUUUGCACCGCGCUUCAUAUCGCUGACCGGCAUUGGUCGACUGUAACUGAGCAGUACAAAUCAGCUCUAGAAAAGGGACAAAUUCUGCCAAUUCAAAGUUUGCCUCCGAAAGAACUCCCGCUUAAUCUAAUCCUUGGAAACCAACUGAUAUCCUUGAAGAUUUCUCGACCAGCUCAAUCGAGCUUCUGCAUCGAGCUCAACAAUACGCAACUUAUUGUGAGCAUCUUCCGACUUUCCGACUCUGGAAUUUUGGUUCAACUCAAUGGAGUAUCGUACUGUUCUUAUUUGCAAGAGACAGCUGAAAACUACCGCGUUACGAUCAACAAUCAAACUGUUGUUUUUGAUAAAGAGAAGGACCCAAGUUUGAUUACUUCUUCUUCCGCUGGCAAACUCGUGCGAUUUCUUGUCGAAGAUGGAUCUCCAGUUGUGGAAGGUCAAGAUGUCGCAGAGUUAGAAGUCAUGAAAAUGGUGAUGACCGUCAAAGUAUCUCUCCCAGGGAAGAUCAUUCAUUCUAAGAAACCAGGCGCGUUCUUGUCAAACGGAAGCGUCAUUGCUCGCCUAGAGCUUGGACCAAACUUACGGGUACCAAAGCCACAAAUAUACAUGCGCGACUUAUCUGAGUUUGUCCCUGACAAUGAUUCUGAGUCAACAGCAAGUCUAAGUUCUGGUGAGUCUCAUGUUUCUAUUCGCCGGAAAACUGGAAGUGACGGCGCUGCAAUAAUUGCCCGUGAGAUGAGAAAGAAAUCUGGAUCAACUGGCAGCAUACAUUCUACUUCCACUCGAGACAGAAGACAUCCACCACAUAAGCAACUCGAAAAAGUCAUUUCGAAUAUACAUGCUGUUCUUGACGGGUAUUCUGUUGCCGGAGAAAGGAUCGAAAAAUGGGUCAAACGACUCGUAUCCCAGAUGUUUGCAAUAUUUCAAAAUAGACGACUGCCCCUUUACGAACUGAGAGAAGUGAUGACUCGACUUUCGGGGAGGAUACCGGAUGAAUUAGAAGGUCAAAUUAAUGAGGAGUUGAAAAGAUAUGGACAUCGUCUUGGUUCCAUGCUCACAAGAUUCCCUUCUAUGAGAAUUCUGAAAUUUAUGAAUCUGUACGCCGCCAAAAUAACUAAUCCAGACGACCGUAACUUUCACUACGUCAGUGUCAGCCAAAUAGAAACAUUGUGUCAUAAAUAUGUCGACGAUAUAAGAGGACUUCAGAAGAGCGUUAUAAAAGAAAUGCUAAAGAAGUUUACCGAUAUUGAAAAGCACUUCCAGUCAAAGACAUUCGAGAAGAGCGUGAAGGAGAUACUUAUCAAGAAUGAGGAUCUUGACUUGACCACGAAAAUGAUUCUGUCUCAUCGAAAUCGAAUCGAGAAGAGCAAGUUGAUACACGAGAUCCUCAAUGUCCUGCUGAAGCACGACGCGGAAAUGAUUCUAGAAAUGCAGGAAGAAAUUGAUGAAGUGGCAACUUUGCGCUCUUGUUCUUGUGCUCUUACCGCCCGUCAAGUACUAAUCACAGGUCAUCAACCGAGCUUCCAACGCCGUCACAAUCAAAUUGAGAGUAUAUUUCUAUCUGCAAUUGAUAACUCUGCAAAUGCCCUUGUUUUCCCUGCCAGGCUUCAGCAGCUGGUUGUCUCAGAAACAGCUAUUUUCGACGUGCUGCCGGAGUUUUUCUAUCACAAACUCGAGCUAGUUCGUUUUGCUGCUUUGGAAGUCUAUGUUCAGAGAGCCUACACCGCCUACAUCAUCGAAUGCGUCGAAUCCAUCGAGAUUGGUACGUCCAAAGCCGCGGUCGAAUUCCAGUUUUCCCUUCCCUGCAAUCACCCAUCUCGUCAGUCAUCCUUCGCCAACAUUCCACCUCCGGGCAUUGCGCAGAAUCGCGAAUCUUUUCCAGAUCUAUGCAUCGCCGGCUAUGAAUACGAAAAGAACUUUGAAGAGCUGUCUCGUUUCGGUCGAACUGGAUUGAUGGUAGCAUAUGAAAAUCUUGAAGACUUCGAGAAUAAUAUUUACGAUGUGCUGACUUGCUUUGGCUACCUAAAGUCAGAAGAAUCUGACGAAGAGUCUGACUCGUCAGAACUCACUGAACAUCCAUACAUGAGUGAUGAUGACGACCCUUAUGGCGCGAAAUCCCCACCAGGCCGAGGAUAUGAUCCGCCAUCAGACCAGGUCUUUUUCGUUGGUAAAUCGCGUAAUCAAGGACCAGCAGUGCACACACUCAAUGUCUUCCUCCGCUCGAAGAAAGGAGGCGAAGAUGACGAGAUGCUUGAGAAACGUUUCCGCGAGUUUUCACAAAACUAUCAAAAAGACUUCAGAAACGCAUGCAUCCGCCGCAUAACUUUCGCAGUUCACAAGAAGAGUCACAUGCCUAAGUUCUUCACAUUCCGAUCACGAGAUGAGUACAAAGAAGAUGAAAUUUACCGUCAUCUUGAGCCGGCCCUCGCUUUCCAACUGGAAUUGUCUCGCCUGAGAAACUUCACUUUGAAGCUUUAUCAAACACAGAAUCACCGCAUGCAUCUUUACCAUGGAAUUGCCAAGAAUCAGUGUGGAAAAGAAUCGAUAGACCAUCGUUUCUUUGUGCGCGCUAUUAUUCGCCAUUCAGAUCUGAUCACAGAAGAAGCGAGCUUCAGUUACCUUCGUUCUGAGGGCGAACGGCUUCUCAUUGAAUCUCUCGACGAGCUAGAAGUUGCCAUCAAGUCGCAUAGCUACAAAACUGACCAGAAUCAUGUGUUUCUGAACUUCGCGCCAUCCGUCAACAUGGAGGCCAAUGAAGUUCUCAAUUCGGUCAGUGAGGUUGUUCUCAAAUAUGGACGGCGGCUAUGGGAACUGCGAGUUACACAAGCUGAGCUUAAGAUUAAUGUCCGCCAGGAAGAGGAAACAACUUCUUAUCGCAUCUUCCUGAGCUCAGAAGACGGUUUCCGCCUUGAGACACAUCUUUAUCGCGAAGUCGUUCAGUCACAAAAGACGAUCUUUGUUUCAAUCGGCCCAGAAGAAGAUCCAGGUCCCCUCAAUGGACUUUCAACUGACACACCUUACAGUACUAAAGAUCUUCUCCAAACUGCUCGCUACAAGGCUCAAUCAGCUGGCUGUGCAUAUGCUUACGAUUAUCCGUCUCUCUUCAAAUCUGCAUUGAAGAGCUCUUGGGAAGAUAGAAAGGUAAAACACCCCAAAGAUCUGUUUACAUGCAACGAGCUUAUACUCGACAAAAGUGGCAAACUUCAUGAGGUAACGCGUGAUCCAGCACAGAACACUGUAGGUAUGGUUGCCUGGCGCAUGAAGUUUAGCCAGCCAACGAUAGAAGGCAAAAGGGAGAUCGUCGUUAUCUCCAAUGACAGUACAGUCCAACAAGGUAGUUUUGGUCCCGCUGAAGACGCGUUGUUUGCCGCAGCGAGUAAAUUGGCUCGCGAUGAAGGUAUACCGCGAAUUUACAUAACUGGCAACAAUUCUGGCGCCCGGAUCGGUCUCAGCAAAGAUAUACAGAGCUGCUUCCAGGUUGCGUGGAAAGACAAGGAGGCAGGACUUGUGGAGUAUUUUUAUCUGUCUUCGACUGAUUACAGCAAAUUCUCAAGCCAAGUCAUUGCGGAACAUGUCAAUUACGAAAAUGAGUCAAGGUACAAAAUUAACGCCAUCAUCGGAUCUGCCGAUUGUGGCACAGCAGCUCUAGCUGGCUCAGGGCUGAUUGCGGGCGAAACGAGCAAAGCCUAUCGCGAAAUCCCAACGAUAUCACUUGUCACUGGUCGGGCUGUUGGAAUCGGAGCUUACUUGGUCAGACUGGGUCAACGCGUGGUCCAGGUCGAAUCGAGCUUCGUGAUUUUGACUGGCUUCGUUGCGCUCAAUUCUGUUCUUGGGUCCAGUGUCUACUCGUCAAAUCAACAACUCGGUGGGCCUCAGAUCAUGUCAAAGAACGGAGUAUCUCAUCUGACUGUUGCCGACGAUUAUGCAGGCAUUAGAACCGUUCUCCAUUGGCUGAGCUACAUUCCAGUCAAGGGCAAGCUUCUGAAAGUGCCAAAAUUAAUUUGUGAUGAUCCUCCAGAGCGCCAAGUCACCGUUCAAAUCAAGGAGAAAAUAUAUGAUGCACGCAGGAUCCUGGCUGGAGACGACGAUCAUCUUGGCAUUUUAGAUCGAGGAUCUCUGCUUGAACUCCAGCCAGAUUGGGCUAAGACGGUUCUUAUUGGCAGAGGUAGAUUAGGAGGAAUCCCAAUUGGUGUUAUUGCUGCCGAAACAAGACAAGUAACGAGUCUAGUUCCUGCCGAUCCAGCUGAUCGAAACUCUCACGAAAAAGUAAUCACUCAAGCGGGCUCCGUGUGGUUUCCAGAUUCAGCUUUCAAGACCGCCCAGGCCAUCAAAGAUAUCGACCAAGAAGGCCUUCCGCUGUUGAUUCUAGCGAACUGGCGUGGACCUGUUCUGAUUUACAUCCCGCCACUGGGCGAGCUCCGAGGAGGAGCCUGGGCCGUACUCGACAAGUCCAUCAAUCCAUCGAAAAUCGAGCUUUUGCUGAUCCAAAUAGUCGAUCCGGACAAGAACCUCCAGGAGCUCAUGUGUCGCUUUGACCAGCAGAUGAAAGAGCUUCAGGCGACUCUCAACAGUGGCAAUUUGACAACGGAAGAGAUCGGCAAAACAUCGGAGCUAACGACUUUGAGGAGCAAAUCUCUUCAUGACGCGUACCACAAUCUUGCGAUUCAAUUUGCAGACCUUCAUGACAUGCCACAAGCAGUUGCGAGCAAACGCUGCUUGACAAAAGUUGUGCCACUUGCAGAAUGCCGCCAUUUCCUUUACAACCGACUUCGGAGAAAGUUACUUGAGGACAAUUGCGUGGAUUUGAUUCAAGAAAGUGAUCCCGAUGUGACCCGGGAUGAAGCAAUAGCCACACUUGAGCGUUACUUCUUCCAGAACCAUCUCAAGAGCGGUAUCAAAUGGGACGAAGAUAUCCCCGUUGAAAAGUGGCUAGCUGAGCAGCUUGAGAAUAAAAAUUCGCACUUGAACAUUUUAAUUCAACAAAAUCAACACGAUCAAUGUCUGAAGCAAGUGCUCAAGUUGUCGGAGAACCAAGAAGUCGACCAAAUUGCGGAUAUGUUCCAGAGUUUACUGGACUCCUUGUCAGAUGAAAAGCAGAAACAAGUCCUCUCUAUCAUCAACGUCAAUCGAUAG
Oikopleura dioica is the source of this 6720-nucleotide messenger RNA. The record is from the annotation of a GenBank genome assembly. Lineage: Eukaryota; Metazoa; Chordata; Appendicularia; Copelata; Oikopleuridae.